Messenger RNA from Rhinolophus ferrumequinum (greater horseshoe bat), 1253 nucleotides. It is a transcript of the gene MRPL24, whose product is annotated as mitochondrial ribosomal protein L24. Lineage: Eukaryota; Metazoa; Chordata; Mammalia; Chiroptera; Rhinolophidae. Gene Ontology annotation, molecular function: RNA binding; structural constituent of ribosome. Bases 182 to 832 code for a protein of 216 amino acids. The record is from RefSeq and is a predicted model, not a curated record. The transcript has 6 exons. Gene Ontology annotation, cellular component: mitochondrion; ribosome. Gene Ontology annotation, biological process: translation.
CAGGUUUGGGUGGCCCUGGGCUGGUCCGUCAGGGAGGCGGGUACGGGAAGGGCCUUCCUUUUCCCCGGCGGUGGUUCAGCGGUCUGGCCCGGGUUGCCCUGCACCGGAAGCUUAGAGCGGAGCUGACUAGGAAGGUUCCUGGGUCUACCCCUGGCCAGGGGAUUUCGCACAGCCUCCGGCCAUGCGUCUCUCUGCCCUGCUGGCUUUGGCGUCCAAGGUCACGCUGCCCCCCCACUACCGCUACGGGAUGAGCCGCCCGGGCAGCCUGGCAGACAAGAGGAAGAACCCUCCGGGAACCAGGCGGCGCCCGGUGGCUGUGGAGCCCAUCUCUGAUGAAGACUGGCAUCUGUUCUGUGGGGACAGGGUGGAAAUCCUGGAAGGGAAGGAUGCCGGCAAGCAAGGCAAAGUCGUUCAAAUUAUCCGGCAGCGAAACUGGGUGGUCGUGGAGGGACUGAACACCCAUUUCCGCUACAUUCGCCAGACUAAGGAUGACCGGGGAACCAUGGUCCCUAGCGAAGCACCCCUGCUCCACAACCAGGUCAAACUUGUGGAUCCUGUGGACAGGAAAUCCACUGAGGUGGAGUGGAGAUUCAAUGAGGCAGGAGAGCGGGUCCGAGUCUCCACGAGAUCAGGAAGAAUUAUCCCCAAACCUGAAUUUCCCAGAGCUGACGGCAUCAUCCCUGAAACAUGGAUUGAUGGCCCCAAAGACACGUCAGUGGAAGAUGCUCUAGAAAGAACCUAUGUACCCCGUCUGAAGACGCUGGAGGAGGAGGUGAUGGAGGCGAUGGGGAUCCAGGAGACUCGGAGACACAGGAAAGUCUACUGGUACUGAACCCGGGGGAGCAGCCCCUCCCCACGCCGUAGUCUUGAAGGCUGGGCACCUCUUCUUCAGACAUCAAUAAAGAGCCCUGAGUCCUGCCAUGUGAGCAGCUGUCUACUGGUGGCCUGGUGCUUGUUUCAAGGACCGAAGGAGGGGGGCAUUGUGACCUGAUGUUAUGACAGAACGUGGAUGGAAGUUAGCGAGCCUUAGGGGAGACCGCCCCAGGGCAGGGCCUGCAGUUCCCAGGGUGGAAACCGAGUGGGAGAGGUUCCCUCCAGUGGGGACCUCUGAGUAACAAAACACUGUCUGUCUUGGAGGGCAUGGGAUGGGGACGUGAGCCCUAAUUGUCACACCUCGGCAGGGUCUCAGUAGGGGAGGGGGAUGCACGUCUGCAGACGCUUCUCUGUGCCUAAUAAAAACGGAAGGAAAGAUU